AUGCACCCGUCAACACUUCUCUUGGCGGCCGCUGGAGUUGCCCUCGCAGCACCCCUUUCUGCUCCCCGUCAAGCCAACGCCUGCUUCAUCAUCGGCAACACAGCCCUCCCCGCCGAAGUCGUGAACACAGUCCGGGCCAUCCAGAGCGCCGUCACUUGCAACCCCAACACCCAGACACUGUCUGGCGUCCCCGACGUCACUUCAGGAGGCGUCACAUUUUCCGACGUCAACUUUGCCUCGUCAAACCUCUCCCCGCUUGAGUUCGCUCUGACCGAGUUUGCCGCCUCCAACCCCCUCUCAGCCACCGAUUUGCAACGCUUCCAGGACACGCUCAACGUGUACCUGGCCACCGAGGCCGGGAUCCGCUCUGUGGGCGGACCGCUUACCAUCAAGGUGCCCAAGUUCUUCCUCCAAUUCCAGGUGUCGCGCAUCCAGACCGCACAGGGCAACCCGCCCACCGCACCGGGGCUACAGGUCAAUCAUCUUAGGGACAAGGUGCUGAAGAAUGCGCCGCGGGAGAACCCGGCGCUGUUGGAGCAGGUUCGGCGGUUGGCUACGCAGCUGAGCUAA
This is a messenger RNA of Canariomyces notabilis, 570 nucleotides long. RefSeq lists its product as uncharacterized. The record is from RefSeq and is a predicted model, not a curated record. Bases 1 to 570 code for a protein of 189 amino acids. The transcript is spliced from 2 exons. Lineage: Eukaryota; Fungi; Ascomycota; Sordariomycetes; Sordariales; Chaetomiaceae.